AUGGAGAAAAUCAAAAACUCGAAGGUGGUUGCAAUUAUGAGCAUUGACAUCGGGGACGGAAGGAUAGGGAAAAUAGCUUUACGUCAAAAUGACGAUGUUGAGAAGCUGGCAAUCGAUUUUUGCGAAACUUACCAAUUGUCCAAAACCAAAGUUGCACAGAAACUCGCUGAGCACAUUGAAAAGACUCUUGCAAACAGUUUUGGUGUGAGAAACAUGAAUGUAAUGGACAAGAUAAACCAAUCGUUUGAGCGAGAAAUUCCAGCAACAUUGAAAGGCACAUCUUCCACGCCUGAAAGUUAUCAUCCACUAGAACCAAUAGAAUAUUCCACCGAAGAUUAUGACUCCAUGCCUCGCAUGCACUGUGAUAGGGAAGUCCUCAGCGAAGAUGGUUCCUUCUUUCAUUGGGAAAGUCAAUCGACCAAGCAGAAAAACAAUUUAUCUGUUCUCAAAGAUCUGGAGUUGAUGAAUCAAACCGCUUACAAGAAAGAAUUGAUGUCAAUCGAAAAUAGAGGGAAGAUCGGAUACAGCGUUCUUAGUCCUUCGGAAUACCUUCGGGUUGGGAAUAGGUUGUAUGAUAAUGGCAUGAAGCUGAUAGAGAAGAAGAGAGAACUUUGCGAAAGUGCAAGGAAUCGAUGGUUGCAAUCUCGCCAAUCAAGAAAAUGGUCUGGACCUGAAUCUCUUGAGUUCCAACAUCUGUACACAUCUCGCCCAAGAUCAGCACCAAGAGAAAGAGCAUCAAGAUCCGACAGAGAGGAAGAUGUCAAGGUUGCUGUCAGAUAUUUCUCUGCCGUUCAUAACUCAGUUUUGCUUUCCGCCAACAGACAAGCGCUAACCGUUCAGCUUCGAAUCACAGUGAAGAAUGUACAUGAAAGGCUGUACCAGGAAGUCAAGCGAAGAAUGACAAGUUUGGAGCAGUCCAUCCAAUUAAAGCAGAAACAACAAGCGGAGCAAGAGAAGGAAUUCAAGCAGAAGAGCUCCAAAUGCAAGUCCAACCCUUCGAACAGUGCGCAUUCACUCUCCUCGUUCCCUGACAACAGCUCGAUUUUCAACCGAUUAUAUGAAGAAGCAGAAACAUUGCGACGAAAGAGGGAGAGCGAGAUUUCUCGACAUGAUGAAGAUAAGCUGAAAAAGGUGCUCGAACGAGAGAGUCAAUUUGUCAAAGGACUGCAGUUAGACCCGUUUCAACCAGACAUCGGGUUGAAGGCUAGACAACUCAAGAGAGACAACUGGGAUCGACGCCUAGAAAAUUUGAUGAAAUCCAAGAAAGUGGAGGAAGAACAAAAUCAAAUCAAACAUCUGACUCAAGAACUGAAAGAGUGCACCUUCAAGCCAAAAAUAAGCGACUGCAAGCGCAUGUUGAGUGCAAGGACCCAUGAAGGCAACGUGCAUGAGCAUCUUUAUGAAGAAGCUUUUAGCAAGAAGCCAAGCCAGUCUUAUGUCUGGGAGAGUGUGUCUAGCUUGAAGACUCCGACAAAAAAGCUUUCCCGGGAACAAGAACAGGCCAUGGUAUCAAGGCUGCAAUCGCCUUAUCAGCUUGACUUGAAACUGCUGUCAAGAGAUGAGAGUAUCACGAGUGACCCGAAAGGGUUGAGUGCGACAAUCUCGAAGCUCUUGUGGUCUCCAGAUUACUCGUCAGGACAGACUAGAAUCAAGGGGGAAGGGAGUCAAGAAAAGAAGAUAUCGAUCUGGGAGGCGCAAAGAAUAGGAGAGAAGCAAUUUUCUGUUUACAAGGAAUCUGAGCGAAGAAAGGCUUACAUGAUGGCAGAGAGAGACAGACAGAUGGACGAGACCAGAAACGCCCCGAAAUCCUGUAAAGGCUCCAAGAAGAUCAUAGAAAAUGCUAAGGAACAACAUCUUCGAUACAUCUUUGCAGCGCUCGACAGAGAUGGAGAUGGGUUGGUCACGCCUCCAACUUUGCCAGUACAAGUUCGAAGUCAAGCUAAACUGCUCGGACAUGAAGAAACAGCAUCUGUCAUAAUGCCUGUCUUGAUGAAAUGCGCUGAGUUCUCGCCUCGGCCGUUAACAUUCGAUCAGUUCAAGCAAGCAUGUUUGGCGGAGUUUAAGACGCCUCUUAGCAAUGGCUUCUCACCUUGGCAUGUCAUCUUUGGUAUCACGUCCUUGAAGAAAGGCAACCGGAAAUUGGGAGUUCCUCUUGAAAACGCUGGAGACGAUUCUUGCUCGGAGAACAGUGAGAAUCAUUCGGCGUUCUCAGAAGCCAUGUCCUUGAACACGUUCAUCGAUGAGAGGGUGAGCGUGACUUCGCAAGAUCAGAACGAAAGCCAGGACAAGGUUGUGAAAGAAUUCAAGGAGGGACCCAAUGACUUCUACGAGAAAAGUAUCCAAAGGCAGAAAAUUCGAGAUGCAGUCUUAGCUGAGCUGAGAGAGAUGAAGGAAAGGGAGGAUUUGAAGGAGUGCACAUUCAAGCCGAACAUUAGAUCUGGCUAG
This is a messenger RNA of Guillardia theta CCMP2712, 2445 nucleotides long. RefSeq lists its product as hypothetical. The coding region runs from base 1 to 2445 and encodes 814 amino acids. The transcript has 5 exons. Lineage: Eukaryota; Cryptophyceae; Pyrenomonadales; Geminigeraceae. Gene Ontology annotation, molecular function: calcium ion binding. The record is from RefSeq and is a predicted model, not a curated record.